CCUAUAAUUAUUUCAAUUUGUUGUGACAUCCAGAUUUUUCACAUGGAAAUCAUGCACGAAAGAUCGUCUGCUUUAACCAGUCAAGGCAGCCCCUGCAUCCUUUAUUUAUAGCGUUUUGCUACGACUGACUUGCAGCGAAACUCAAUUCUCUUGGUCCCUGAUCCUAUUUCUUCAUUAUGGAGGGUUUUGUUUCUCUGAGGACACCCACACCUCCUCUUUACUUUCCCUCCCUCAAUCCCUCACCCACUCAUUUCUUUUUCCGACGUUCAUUUUCACCCUCCAACGCUGUCCUUUUCUCUCCCAUUCGAGCGCAACUGAGUGAGAAAAAGGAUGGAUCGACUACGAUUUCUGCUGUGAAGGAGGAUGCUGAAACUGCUCUUAAAGUGAAAGACUGGGAAGUGCGGAUGUUCCAAAAUGAAGUGGCUGCCAUCCAAGGAAUUAGAAUUAGGAGAAGACCCCCCACUGGCCCUCCUUUGCACUACGUUGGACCCUUUGAGUUUCGGAUUCAGAAUGAGGGCAAUACUCCGCGCAACAUUUUAGAGGAAAUUGUGUGGCACAAGGAUGCCGAGGUUUCGCAAUUGAAAGAGAGAAAACCACUUGCUAUGCUCAAGAAAGCCCUUGACAACGCUCCACCCGCUAGAGAUUUUAUUGGAGCUCUUAGGGCUGCCCACGAACGGACUGGUCUUCCCGGUUUGAUUGCUGAAGUAAAGAAGGCUUCUCCCAGCAGAGGAAUCCUCAGAGAGGAUUUUGAUCCUGUUGAGAUUGCUCGAGCUUACGAGCGAGGUGGAGCAGCAUGCCUCAGUGUUUUAACUGAUGAGAAGUAUUUUAAGGGAAGCUUUGAAAAUUUGGAGGCAAUAAGGAGUGCUGGAGUAAAGUGCCCUUUACUGUGCAAGGAAUUCAUUAUUGAUGCGUGGCAGAUCUAUUAUGCCCGGUGUAAGGGUGCAGAUGCAAUUCUUUUGAUUGCUGCUGUUUUGCCAGAUCUUGACAUCAAAUACAUGACUAAGAUCUGCAAGAUGCUUGGUUUGGCUGCACUUGUGGAGGUUCAUGAUGAGAAGGAAAUGGAUCGUGUUCUUGGCAUAGAGGGGAUAGAACUUAUUGGUAUCAACAAUCGUAACCUUGAAACAUUUGAGGUUGACAUUAGUAAUACUAAGAAACUUCUUGAAGGAGAGCGUGGCCAAAAGAUUCAUCAAAAAGACAUAAUUGUAGUUGGUGAAUCUGCUCUAUUUACUCCUGAUGAUAUUGCAUUUGUACAAGAAGCUGGUGCCAAAGCUGUUUUGGUUGGGGAGUCAAUUGUGAAACAAAGUGACCCAGGGAGGGGAAUCGCCGGACUUUUUGGCAAAGACAUUUCGUUAUGAGCUUAUGGUAGAUGCUUAUAUUCUUUCAAGUUUUGGGAAUGGAGAUGGCUCAUACACCCUCCAAUCUCAUUUCUGCCUGCAUAUUAACUUAAUCCGGCCUCCCUUUUAUUUUCUUGUUUGAAUUUUGUUGUGAAUAAUAACAUAUUGUAUUUGUACAUGAUGACCUGAAUGCCAUUUUCUUUAAAUUUUUGUAUUAAAAAGUGUAACCCAGUAAUAUUGUUCCAUUUUUAUAAAUUAAUACUUAGUCAGA
Molecule: messenger RNA, 1605 nt
Organism: Mangifera indica (mango)
Lineage: Eukaryota; Viridiplantae; Streptophyta; Magnoliopsida; Sapindales; Anacardiaceae
Product: indole-3-glycerol phosphate synthase, chloroplastic-like
Exons: 9
Coding region: 177-1355 (392 amino acids)
Biological process (GO): L-tryptophan biosynthetic process
Molecular function (GO): indole-3-glycerol-phosphate synthase activity; phosphoribosylanthranilate isomerase activity
Source: RefSeq, a predicted model, not a curated record